Molecule: messenger RNA, 2646 nt
Organism: Hippocampus zosterae (dwarf seahorse)
Lineage: Eukaryota; Metazoa; Chordata; Actinopteri; Syngnathiformes; Syngnathidae
Gene: rpz5
Product: rapunzel 5
Exons: 2
Coding region: 262-1443 (393 amino acids)
Source: RefSeq, a predicted model, not a curated record
GCAGAGGCUGGCGCUUGCAUUCCCGGCAGGAUUACUGAACAAGUUGGAGAGAGUCUGAAGGUGAGCCGAUCUUUAAUUUUCUCCAAAGUCCAAUCAAAAUUAAAUUUUGGUUCAGACUAAAGAAAGCAGAAUUGCAAAUAUUAAGGUUCUUGUUGCUUGGCCGGUGGAUUUUGAUCAAGUUGAAGAUUUGAAGGAACGUCUCCGGCUGUGGCGGAAUUGAUUUUUGUCGCCGUUCGUUUGCGGCCGUCAAAUCGCGCAACCAUGAGCAGGGUGGCAAACUGGCUGGUGGACAACAAGGACAAGAUCGAGAAAGGGGUGGACAUCAUCGGCCAGGCGUCCGAGGUCCUGGCCGCCACCGUGGGCCAGUUACACCCGAUCCUGGAGGCGGUGUUCAUGGCCUCGGCUGAGAUCCUCAGCAACCCGGAGGGCAAGGAGGCCAUCUAUUUGAGCCAGAAGAUCGAGCAGGUCAACCAGAAGCUGGUGGGGAUCCAGACCGAGAUCGACCAAAUCGCCCUGGAGUUGCAGCGGACAUCGAUGAACAAGCAGAACAUUGACCGCGAGGCUCACAUCCUGGGCCAGUACGAGAAGUUCCAGGAGUUCAUCAACACCAAGCCGAGCAUGAAGGAGAAGAAGAAGGACAAGUUCAUCAAGUAUUACGAGAACACCGAGGCCGACCUGAACCUGGAGGCCCUCUACAACGCCGUCACGGGGGAGAACACGGCGGGCGAGCCCAUGCUGGACACGGUGGUCACCACGGAGCAGAGGAGCCGGAGGGCGGUGGAGGACUUCUGCGCUCGGCUCAAGAAGCUCUUUGUGGUCGGCCUCAUCGCCGUCAUGGGCUACGCCGCCCUCAAAGAAGGCGUGGUGGAAAUGAGCCUGAUGACCAAGUGGCAGGACCGCAUGGAGGUGGUGGAGAAACGCAUGAAAGCGGCCGUGGACCACUGCACCGAGACCUUUGUGGACCAGGCAAAGCUGGACCUGGAGGAGGCGCUCAAGGAGACGGCGUGCGCGGUCAGCGAGGACUUCACUCGUUCGCUGCUGUCGACGCUGGUCAAGAAGUACGACUGGGUCAACUGGUCGGUGCGCGCCUUCAACAACCGCGAGCGCAUCUUCUUCUACAACUGGCUGGCGGGGCGCAAGUUCCACGGCAGCGGCGGGGCCAACUGGUUUGAACUGACGACCGACAACAAGAUCAGGGUGGUGGUGUCGUUCUGCGUGGACCCGCAGCCCAUCGACAAGACUCGGAUCUACGAGCAGAUCGAGCAGCAGAGGCUGAAGGGCAACAUGAUGGCGGUGGCCCUGACGCUCAACCGCUGCUUCCCCGACUGCCUGGUGCACGCCGUCAGCCAUUAUAAGGAGGUGGUGGAGUCCAACAACUUCAGCGUGGAGUCCUACUACUACGGCAAGCACAAGCGGGCCUUCCUGUGCAUCCACCCGCAGUAAGGGCGGGGCGUAACGCACCGUCAAUCAAAGAAUGUUCAUGGAAUGGACUCUGUCAAUCCACUUUGGUUGAUUUUAUGAGGUUCUGAUUUCAUCUCGGACCAUUUAGAGCCACGAGUUUGAAUUAAAGGGGACAUGUGGAAAAAACAAUAAAAGAAAAUUGCACAUUUUAUUUGCUUGUAUGCUAGAAAUAGAUCUAUAGUUUGAAACCAAGGGGAAGGCACAGGGGUCCGAAUCCCAAAAAUGGAGUAGCGGUCUUGGGCACCCACGAUAUAACAUUCCACAAUAUCACGGGAUUGUCAGGACAGCCCUAAAAAUGGUUGAGUAAAAAAAAAAAAAAUUCCAUUGACCAGUGGAUUAGUCAACCUCAAAAGAGCAUCAACGACUGAAUCGUUAGAACAUGAAAAUGUAUUACAACAAAUAAGAGAUCAGAAAAUCAGUAGCUACUUCUCUUGUGUGCUUUGUGAUGUGACGUCAGAGGGGGGGAGCGCUUCUGUUUGACAUGCCAAUUGGCUGCUUCAGUCAUGAGCCCGUUAUGUCACCAAUCGGAGUCAUGCUAUAACAUUUCCAAACAUCGUUUUAUUAACUUUACUGUGAAAUUGUCAAAGAGUGACGUGUGGUGCUCUUGUAUGUAAAUUUGAUAUCGUAUUGAUUAGUUUUACCCCACGUUUAGUUUUGGUUAGCCAUUCAUCGUGAGCACACUUUGCAUAUCGUUCCUCGACCAAGCUGAACAACUAUCUAUCAUGAUAUCUCUCCUUUUAAACGUUCCCAAAUAAAGUGUAUGUCGGACGAGUCUGUAAUUUCAUCAACAACCGACAUGUUUUGGCUUAGUGACUAUAGCCGCGCGGCAGCUAGCCAGACUUCCUGUUUACAUAAACAUUCACGUACCAACAUUCCUAGACGACAGAAGACACCAAAGAGAAUAUCCCUCAGAUUUUAUUGUCAUAGCGCAGGACCCCGUUUGAUUUCCAAGAUUGAUCUAACAUGCUUGAAUCACUGUGAUGUUUGUUUUCUUUCCAGUCAUCGAAACGUUGCCUUUUGUUUUUCUCAAACUUGUUUUCCUUUUCAGGUAUAUGUUUCUCAAUGGACAAAACACUUUUUUUUCUUUUUUGAAGAAUGUAAUGUACAGAACCACUGCCUGUGCGUAAAAAAAAUCUACAUAAAUACAUGUUCCAUUAAAAUAUGCUAAUUUUUCAAAAUGCCAAA